Messenger RNA from Bombus terrestris (buff-tailed bumblebee), 5011 nucleotides. RefSeq names its product E3 ubiquitin-protein ligase TRAIP (gene nopo). The coding region runs from base 404 to 1672 and encodes 422 amino acids. The transcript is spliced from 8 exons. The record is from RefSeq and is a predicted model, not a curated record. Gene Ontology annotation, molecular function: zinc ion binding. NCBI's taxonomy places the organism in Eukaryota, Metazoa, Arthropoda, Insecta, Hymenoptera, Apidae.
UAGUAUUUACAUAGUUACGUAAUUUCCUAUAAUUGUAAUUUCCAGAAAAAUAGAAGUGCAUUUUCAUUGAAACAAUAUUCGAUAAUUUUUAGACGAUACAUAGAUGGCACUAUAACAGAGUGUACUAGAUAACAGUUAAUUCGAAGCGUUUUGUUUCGUUCUUAUACGCUAAUUUUUAAGGUUAGGAAUUCAAAUUCUUAAUGUCCUAAGAUUGAACGUUAAAUACUAUAACAUUUAUAUCGAAUUUUAUGUGUUAAAUUAAUUUGAAAAUGAGAUAUUCGAAUAAAGUAAAUAAUAGAGAAAAUAAAAAUAUAUAAUAUAGUAGCAUUAAAAUAGGGCGCCAAUAAUACUUUGUGUGUGUAGUAAUAUAUUAUUUAAAUAUUAAUUGUAUUAAGUUUGCGAAAUGAAUAUUAUAUGUGUCAUAUGUAGUGAUCUAUUAACACCUUCUGAUGAUGUUUUUUAUACACCUUGUGGACACAUUUUUCAUUUUACCUGUGUAACUCAAUGGUUGGAGAGAUCCAAAACCUGUCCACAAUGUAGAGAAAGGACUACAUCAAGUAAAAUUCAUAGAUUGUAUUUUAAUUUUUCUAAUAACGAUACCAUUGUGGAGGAUAAAUGCUCUUUACAAGAUAAAGUUGAUAAAUUAAAUUUUCAGCUGAUGUUAAAAGAAAAGGAUAUUAAACAUGAUUUAGCAAGGAUUGAAAUCUUAGAGAGACAGAAUAGGGAGUUAAAGGAGGAAAUAAAAAAAAUGGAAAUUGAAAUAGCUGGAAAAUAUAAUGCUGUUUAUGCUCUUCAAGAACAAAUUAAAUUACUUAAACAGCAAAGUUUAAAAGCAGAACGUAGAAAAAAAGAAAUAGAGCAAUUGCAAAAGAAAAUUGAGCAUUAUAAAAAUGUACAAAUCAUACUUGAUGGUACUACAGAAGAUGUAGAUGAGAUGAUCUCAAGAACAACUGAACCUGCUACGCUUAUUACAUACAUGUCUGUGAUGAAAAGAGAGAUAACAAUUAGCCAAAAUAAAAGAAGAGAAUUAAGGUCCAAACUAAAAAGUGUACAACAAGAACUUACUAAAGUUUCUAUGGAACGAAAUUUCCUGUCUGAUGAACAUACUAAAAGGAAAACACUUGAAAAUGAAUAUCUUGCUUGUCUAAGUGAAAAAAUGUCUUUACAAAAUAGACUUAGUGAGUUAGAAAAAGAUAUGUCUUCGACACAAAAGCCAAUUAAGUUCAAUUCGAAAACAAAAAAUAUGACAGAGGAUGAUUUAAACAAUGAUUCUAGAAAAGAUAAAAUUGAAUGUAUAAAUAAUACCAUAAAUGAGAAAAAGGAUAUAGGUCAAGAAGAGAAAACUCAAUCUGCUAUUACAAAAAAUGAAACAAAUUCUCCGUAUCUUCCAGUGAAAUCAGGAGGAGUAUUUGCUUUAACACAAAUGUCUCAGAGAUAUACUACAUCAAAAUUAACUUCCUCGAUCUUGGCAAAGAAACCAAGACUCGAGCAAGGAACCAGUAGAAAUGAAAAUAAUAGAAUUACAUUUGAUGGUUUUGGAGGGCAUUCAAAAUAUGAGGAAUUCCCUAAACCUUCUGCUACCAAACUAAAAAUAGUUAAAGAUAUUCCAAAAGUUAAAAAGCCAAAAUUUGAUACAGACUAUCCAAAAAUAGAUUAUUUUCUGGAAAAUUAACAUAAUCAUUGCAUAUUAUUAAUGUUUAUAAAUAGUAUUUAAGAAGAAGAAAAAUAAAGUAUUAUGUGGCAGAUAUAUCUAUGGAAAGAGUGAACAUGUUACAAAUGUAUUGUGGUCAAGUAUGUAUAAAGUAAAAAUUCCUGCAUACAUAAACUAAAGUACACCUCAAAAAAAGAAGAAAGAACAAACAAAUACAAUUCUAUAUAUUAUUAUGUGGGUUUAAUUAUACUGUGUGAAAUUCUAGAAGUCGGUAGUUUCUUAUUAAUUUGUUAUAUCACAUUUGAGUUCUUAGUAAUCAUGUCGGUAAGACGUCGGUAUGCGACAUCACAAAUGUCACGUUUAUUCUAUAUCUGUAUACUGUACUGACAAGAUAUGUUCUGUCAUCUAUGGAAAACAGAAGGAACUGUAACUUGGAGCAUGUCAGGAUAGAUGGCAACACAUGUCUGUCAAUAGACCAGAUAUGCAAUACUGUGUGAUAAGGUAUGUGUUGCCAUCUAUGGAAGACAGAAGGAACUGCAACUUGCAACAUGUCAGGAUAGAUGACAACACAUGGCUGUCCAUAGAUAAGACAUGUAAUACUGUGUGAUAAGACAAGUCCUUUCUGGUGAUAUGUCCAUUCUGUCGACUUACGUGUCAUCUACGAUAAUUUCUAUGUUUGCCUUAGGAAAUCAGUAUUUUAUAAUUUUUGAUACAAAUUUCUAUUUAAUGUCAAGUGCACUCUAUCUUUAAUGAAUGAUUUUGUAUACCUAAUUGAAUUCAAUUUAUCGGUGGCUGAAUGAUGUCAUGACUACAUUAUCGAUAGUGAAAUGUUUAGCUGGUGACCCUGCAUUAGGGGUAUGAGACAAGAAAAAAUUGUAAACAAAAAUUUAGGUUAAUUCCAUUCCACGAAUUUUUAAAUUUUAAAAUUGAUAAUUCUUAUAAAUCUGGUAAUAAAACUACUUAGUUGUUAAAUGUUCAGUGCAUGAAUUAUCUUAAUAGAAAAGAUAUAAACUGUAGCAGCCCUGUUCUCAGAAUAGUUGAAUUCUAAAAUUGGCCGUUCUUCUGAAAUAAUGAAAUACAGAAUGUAUACUGAAAUAAUGAAACAGAAUGCAUACUGAAAUAAUGAAACAAGUUGAAAAAAUGUAUCGUAUAAUGUGGAAAAAUAUUUUCAUUAUAAAUAUGUACAUAGUGUUCAUAGAGGGAACGAUAUUAAAAUUUGUGCAAAUACAAUUUCAUGUCUACCAACUGUAUAACUGUUGAAAAAAUUGAAAGAGACCCCUGUUGGUGUUCAAGCGAACUAACGAUAAUCCGCAGAUCCAUGAUGUGACACCUUUCUCCCUUGGGAGAAUGCCGUCAUGGAAUCCAUGUCUUUCCCCAGCGGAAUUUCGCUGUUGUCGCCAUAGCUAUGUUCCGGAAUUCGUGUCUCUCCGUGUCCUCCUGUGGGAGGAAGGUGUCGUGUCCCUAGGCGCAUGAAUUACCAGUAGAUGCCAGUAGUUCACUGUGGUCCAUGGCGUGGGAAACCAAGAGGAAAGGUGGGGAUGGCGAGCGGCCAAUUACCAAGGCAAUACACGCCGUAUGCAAAUCCAUAUAUCUAUACUACUGUAUAUAUAAAAGUCAAAAUAUGUAUACAUAUAUGUUAACGAAUUCUAUACCGUUCAACGCAAUUUCACAAAAUUUGGCAUGAAUAUUCUUCGACAUCUCAGAAAAAAUAUUGUGGAGAUUUUUCCACCCCCAACCACUCUACAAACCCACCCCCUCUUAACUUAAGCUCGACCAAUCUUAAGUGAAGUAGAACAAUAAUUUUUAACAAUUUUAUAGGACAAUAUUUUUAUUUUAAGUUUGGGUAUUUUUUGAAUAGAUUAAACAAUUAUCAUGGAGAUUAAAAUAAAACGAGAAGCGAAUGUGUAAAAUGAAAUUUGAGCAGCUAAAGAUUCGAAGAAAAAUAUAAACAUUUAAAAAAUUAUUUUUACGAAGAUUUCGGGGACUAUUAUUAUUUGAUGAAAUAAAAGGAACGAGCGAAGAAAGAAAAGAAGGAGUAAUACAGUUUUGAGUUUCUUGGCUUGACAGUUAUUAUAUAUUUUAUCCAUUUAUCCAAUUAUAACUUACGAAUGUUGUUUGCACUCGAUAGAAGGAUCGUAAUAGCAACAAAUCGAAACGCCGGGCACACGCAACUAGUAUUUAAUAUAAAAUUAAUUUGGCAUAUUAAUAAUAAUAUAUAAUCGAUUAUUUCAAUACUUCUGUUAAAAAAUUCUGUUAAAUAUCUCGUUAUUUCUACCUUCAUCUUCGCAUUAGUUUUAAACUUUACCAAUAAAACGACAGUCGAGUCUCGUCCCAACUAUCACGAGUCUGUGUAUAUUUAGAAGCAAACCUUUCGUCGAUAAAACAGUUAGAAAUGAAAAAACUAUAAGUGAUUUCCUCCUAUCAUAAAAUAACGUAUAAAAGUCAGAAAAAAAUGAAAAGUUGGUUAGUACAAAGAGAAAGCUAGAAAAACAAUGGAAACGCGUCAGAAUUAAUCAUAUUGAAAGAUUCAUGGUUUGAAAAGAGCUGUAAGAAUAGCAAUUGUGGAUUGUGGAAUGGCAAUGUACCGAGCUGACAAAUAUUUACGCCGAUACUCUAUUUACAUUCGAUGGUUUAUUCAAGGUUUCGUACCGUAAGAACGAAUGCAUCGCCUCUUUCAUUUUUUUUUCUUUUUUUUCCUUUUUUUUUCUUUUCUUUUUUUUUUAUAUUAGUAAUUCCGUUUACUGUACUUCAGUCGAUGACCUUGACUUGCGACGUAUUUAUGCGACCGUAAUUUCUGAACGUACGAGUAAUAAUAUAUCGAUUUGUAAUUAUCGAAUCACCUGUUGAUAAAACCCUACGUAGAUGUCAUUUUGUCAGGGUUCACGAUGUAACCGGGCAAAUAAAAGGGAAAUUACGAUCAGAGUAAAUGUUAACGCAAUUACGUUAAUAUUCGAACACUUCCUAUAUUAGUUGUUUCGUGUAGGAAGGAAUGAUCUAAAAAAUAUAGUGUCUAAAAGAUAUUCUACUAGAAUAUCAACUAUUUACUAUUUACUGUAGCUUGAAAAUAUUUAAACAAUUUCUUCCUAACAAUAACCGUUUAAUCUUAUAGUGGACUUUUAACAGAACAAUUGUCUCAUUUUCACGCGUCAUGCUGAUACCUGUGAAAAAAAGAAAAAUUAUAUUGGUAUCGCUCCGUUAAUUAUAAAAAUAAUUCGAGUGACCGAGUAGCACAUAUUAGCACGUCUUGCGUCGGUGACGUAAAAAUACGUCACUUUCGUGUUACCGUUUAACCGUCGCAUCGGUUCUGUAACUGUACUUUAACAACUGUGAUAUCUAAUAAUAACUAUCCUGCGCAGUUCA